Molecule: messenger RNA, 1593 nt
Organism: Chrysochloris asiatica (Cape golden mole)
Lineage: Eukaryota; Metazoa; Chordata; Mammalia; Afrosoricida; Chrysochloridae
Gene: CERK
Product: ceramide kinase
Exons: 13
Coding region: 1-1593 (530 amino acids)
Molecular function (GO): kinase activity
Source: RefSeq, a predicted model, not a curated record
AUGGAGCCGCUGAGCUCGCUGCUGUGGGUGAAGGCGCAGAGCUGCUCCGUGAGCCUGGAACCCGCGCGGGCGCGGCUGCGCUGGUGGAGGAGCCCGGGGCCCGCGGGCGCCCCUGGCGCGGAUGCCUGCUGCGUUCCUAUCUCCGAGAUCAUCGCUGUGGAAGAAGCCGGUGUUAACAAGAAACACUGCCCCAGUGGAAAAUGGCAGAAGAUGGAAAAGCCCCAUGCUUUCACAGUGCACUGCGUGAAGAGGGCCCGACGUCACCGCUGGAAGAGGGCCCAGGUGACGUUCUGGUGUAUGGAUGAGCAGCUGUGCAACCUGUGGGUGCAGACGAUCCGGGAGCUGCUGGGGAAGCUGACAUGUAGACCAAAGCAUUUACUAGUGUUCAUCAAUCCAUUUGGAGGGAAACGACAAGGCAAGAGGAUUUAUGAAAAGAAGGUGGCUCCGUUGUUUGCUUUGGCCUCCAUUACCACGGAGAUCAUUGUGACGGAACGUCCUAACCACGCCAAGGAGAGCUUGUAUGAGAUGAACAUGGAUAAAUAUGAUGGAAUUGUCUGUGUUGGUGGGGAUGGUACGUUCAGCGAGGUUCUUCACGGCCUGAUUGGAAGGACGCAGAGGAAUGCCGGCGUGGAUCAGAACCACCCCCGCUCCACCCUGGUCUCCAGCCCCCUCAGGAUUGGCAUCAUCCCCUCCGGGUCCACAGACUGUGUGUGUUACUCAACUGUCGGGACCAACGACGCGGAGACGUCAGCCUUGCACAUCAUUGUCGGAGACUCGCUUCCCAUGGACGUGUCCUCGGUGCAUCACAACAACACCCUGCUUCGAUACUCGGUGUCCCUGCUGGGCUACGGCUUCUACGGGGACAUCAUCAAGGACAGCGAGAAGAAGCGGUGGAUGGGCCUCAUUAGAUACGACUUCUCAGGUUUGAAGACAUUUCUCUCCCACCAGUGCUAUGAAGGAACGGUCUCUUUCCUUCCGGCCCAGCACACAGUGGGCUCCCCGAGGGACCAGAAGCCCUGUCGGGCGGGGUGUUUCGUGUGUAGGCAAAGCAGACAGCAGCUGGAGGAGGAGCAGAAAAAGUCAUUAUACGGUUUAGAAAACACGGAGGAGGUGGAGGAGUGGAAGGUGGUCUGUGGUAAAUUUCUGGUCAUCAACGCCACCAACAUGUCCUGCGCCUGCCCCCGGAGUCCUGGGGGCCUCUCCCCAGCCGCCCACUUGGGGGAUGGGUCUUCCGACCUCAUUAUCAUCCGGAAGUGUUCCCGGUUCAACUUCCUGAGGUUCCUCAUCAGACACACCAACCAGUACGACCAGUUUGACUUCACCUUUGUUGAAGUUUACCGCGUGAAGAAGUUCCAGUUUACAUCAAAGCACCUGGAAGAGGAGGACAGGGACCUCAGGAAGGGCAGCAAGAAGCGGUUCGGGCAGCUUUGCAGUGAGAAUCCUGCAUGCUGCUGCCCCGCCUCUAACAGCACCUGGAACUGUGAUGGGGAGGUUCUCAACAGCUCUGCCAUCGAGGUCAGGGUCCACUGCCAGCUGGUUCAACUCUUUGCCCGUGGGAUCGAAGAGAAUCCAAAGCAAGCAGUGCAGAGCUGA